Molecule: messenger RNA, 1157 nt
Organism: Lactuca virosa
Lineage: Eukaryota; Viridiplantae; Streptophyta; Magnoliopsida; Asterales; Asteraceae
Source: the annotation of a GenBank genome assembly
AUGCACGUUCUAUAUAGGCCUGAUAGCUGCAGCGGAAGAGUUAAAAUAGAGAUGAAUGUCGACCAGACUGACAACGUCCAUGAAGCCAAGUCCAUCGUUUUCAAUGCAGACACAUCCAUGCAGCACCCUAGUCGUCAACCACAAGGUCUUCUUCAAGAUCUCUUGACUCCGAUCAACCACACUUGGACCACAUUUCCUAAUGAAGAAGAUGAUUCAUUAUUAGCGUCCUCUUCUUCUUCUUCUUCAUUCAUGCAUCUCAUCUCAUCCUCUCUACAACCCACUUUUCCAUGCUUAGAAGAAACUAUAUUUCCCACGCUACCAAAUCUUGACAACUUCACACAAAUAUACGGAUUCGAAUACAAUGAUAUACCAACAUCAAUGGUUUCAGUCCAAGAAACGUGCCCAACACUAGUGGAUUCUGAUAAAAUGGUUCAUGAUGACAUUGAUAAGCAUCAAAUCCAGUAUGUUUUUGGUGAGGAAAAGAAGAGCAAAUCUAAGAAGGUUGAAGGGCAACCUUCCAAGAAUUUAAUGGCAGAAAGACGAAGAAGAAAACGGUUAAAUGAUCGUCUUUCAAUGCUCAGAUCAAUUAUUCCUAAAAUUAGCAAGAUGGAUAGGACAUCAAUACUUGGGGAUACGAUAGAGUAUAUGAAAGAUCUACUCGAAAAGAUUCAUAACUUGAAUCCUGAUUCGAAUAGCUUGAACUUGAUGGGAGUCUCACAAUUAUCACAAGCUAAGUAUCCAACAAAGUUUGAAGUAGAGAGGAGAAACGUGGAUACCCGUAUUGAGAUCUGUUGUUCAACAAAGCCGGGAUUGGUGUUGUCAACGGUGAACACGCUUGAAACAUUAGGGUUAGACAUUCAACAAUGUGUCAUGAGUUCUUUCAGUGAUUUUUCGGUUCAAGCUUCUUGUUUUGAGAAUAAUCGGGAGAUGACAAGUUCUGAAGAAAUUGAGCAAAUAUUAUUUAGAAAUGCAGGUUAUGGAGGAAGAUAUCUCUAAAGAAGCAUGGAUGAAAAAUAAAAUCUUCAAGUUCUACUCUUGUUAUUAGCAUGAAUAUGUUAUUGCAGAAUUUUGGCUGUUUUCCAUCUUUGCAAUUAUUAAUUUACUUAUGAAAAGCACAUAGUACUCCAUUCCAGAUUCCAAAAAAAGUUAAUAUAAAG